GCGCUUCUUCGAUCUGACGGUCACCGACCUCCCCUUCUUCCUCACUCUCGAGCCGACUGAUCGUUCCCCGGCGUCUCGUCGCCACCGUUCCUCUGCACAUUUCGAUGUGAUGGAGACAAGCUAUGACUUCAUUCUCGGUACUCCGUGGUCUCGUCGGUUCCACAACACCGAGGCCGAUUGGGCGACCAACACUCUCGUUCUCAAAACGAAGUGUGGACAGACGUAUCGCGUACCUUUCAUAGGUACCACUGCGACACCAUGCCCCGAUCCUCCUCCCCCGGAGCCUUCAGUGCCCACACCAUCUCCCUCUAUCACUGUCACCUCGCCUCGACAAUUCGCUCACUUCAUUCGACAGGACGACGUCAUCUUCUUUAUGGUGGACGUGACGGAUCUCUUACACUAUGAUCCACCCUGUCUCGACGCCGAGCUCAUCCCUCUGGAGCCAGAUCCUCCCUCUAUCUCCAUGACUCCCAUCUCUACUUCCGUCCCUCCGCCGUCCGUCGAGUCCACCCCGUCGUCGCUCGCUGACGCUGACGCUGAGGAACUCGCACGAUACACGGCUGACCUGGAGCCCGCAGUUCGUGACCUCAUCCGAGAGUACCACGACCUUUUCCCAUCGUCGUUCUCGUACGUCGGCAUCCCACCGAUGCGUGACGUCGAGCACUCCAUUCAGCUUGUGCCUGACUAUCGUGUUCACCACCAGGCACCCUACAAACUCUCGAUCCCCGUGGCCACCGAACUCAAGCGUCAGCUUGAGGAACUCCUGAGACAGGGUUUCAUUAAACCCAACAACUCCCCGUGGGGUGCACCCGUCCUCUUUGCUCGCAAAGCAGAUGGAACUCUCCGUCUCUGCAUCGACUAUCGUGGUCUCAACCGCUACACGGUUAAGAACAGCUACCCCAUGCCUCGUUCCGAUGAGUUGUUCGACCGCCUAGCAGGCAACCGCUUCUUUACGAAGAUUGAUCUUCGUAGCGGUUACCAUCAGAUCCGCGUCGCUGCAGCCGACCAGCCGAAGACCGCGUUCCGAUCGCGAUUCGGCCACUACGAGGACAUCCUGGAGCAGUACGUUCUCGUCUACCUCGACGAUAUCCUGGUCUACAGUCGUACCCUUGAGGAGCACCUCAGACACCUCCGCGACGUCCUUGACCGCUUGCGCAGACAUGGCUUCUACGCCAAGCUGAGCAAGUGUCGCUUUGCCCAGCACAAAGUGGAUUUCUUAGGACACUACGUGUCUGACCAGGGUCUCCACAUGGAUGACACGAAGAUCACUGCUAUUGCGGAGUGGCCCGCCCCCACAUCCGCCAAGCAACUUUGCAGCUUCCUAGGCCUGACCAGCUACUAUAGUGAUUGUCCCAAAGCCUUCUACUCCCGUCAGCUCUUGCCCGCCGAGAUAAACUACACUGUUGAUGAACGUGAGGUUCUCGCAGUAGUUUAUGCCGCUCGGCACUGGCGUCACUACCUGCAUGGGGCACCAUUUACGGUGCGCAUGGACGACUCAGUUGUCCAGGCUUUUCUGACAAAGCCGAAGCUCACUCCUCGACAGGCUCGCUGGUGGCGCGACCUAUCCGAGUUUAGUUUCACCACUGAGCACAUCAAGGGUGAGACUAAUCGGGUCGCAGAUGCCUUAUCCUGGCGCCCUGACCACGACCAGGAGCACAUCCAGCUCUCUUCCAUCUCGGGCACCGCUAUCCACCACUCGGUGAUCGACGAGUUUCGCACUCAGUACCGCCACUGCCCCGACUAUCGCGACAUCCACGCGACCCUUCGAAGCAGCAAGACCGUCCCGAACUACUCUCUCGGGCACAACGGUCUUGUGUACUGGCACGGUUCACAGGGCACCAGAGAACCCCGUAUUUGCGUUCCCUCCACUGGACAGCUACGUGUCCGAGCAGUAGCAGAGUUCCAUGACCAGGCAGCCGCUGGUCAUAUGGGCUUCCACAAGACGUUGGCUCGUGUGAGCCGCCUGUAUGUCUGGCCGAAGCGCAAGGACUUUGUGAAGGACUAUGUCGCAGAGUGUCCCACCUGUCAGGAGGUGAACAGUGCGAACCACCUGCCUUAUGGUUUGCUCCAGCCUCUUCCUAUCCCUGAGGGUCGUUGGCAGUCCAUCUCGAUGGGCUUUAUCGGUCCUCUUUGUCCUCCGACCCCUCGCGGUCAUGAUGCUAUCCUGGUCGUUGUCGACCGCUUCACGAAGCGUGCACACUUUGUUCCGUGCCGCUAUGCCAUCAGUGCACGUGAGGUCGUCGACAUCGUGUUUGACCGAGUCGUGCGUGACCAUGGCUUACCUCUGAGCAUCAUAUCUGACCGUGACCCGCGCUUUACCAGCCGAUUCUGGCGACGACUCCAGGAGGUAUACGACACUCAACUCCGUUUCUCCUCGUCUUACCAUCCUCAGACUGAUGGUUAGACCGAGAUCACGAACAGGACUCUCGGAGAUAUUCUUCGAAAGAUUGUUCGUGACGACCAGUAGUGGGAUCUUCAUCUUGCCCACGCGG
Chara braunii is the source of this 2492-nucleotide messenger RNA. The record is from the annotation of a GenBank genome assembly. Lineage: Eukaryota; Viridiplantae; Streptophyta; Charophyceae; Charales; Characeae.